AUGGAUGAAUGGAAACUAGAAUGGAAAAAUUCUGCCACAGACAAUUACAGCCUAAUUAAAAACCUGGAUACUCUAGUUCCUGGACAACAAUUACCUCGUCAUGACUUUAAUGAUAUAAGGAGUAUGUUAAAAACAAUUGACCCAUAUGCAAUUAACACUCACAAAAUAGCUGUAAAUCACUUAGAGAAUCGUGUAGAAAAAAUAAAUAUAGAUAUACAGAUUAUUAGACAAAUGGCUAGGCGUAGCAAAAAGGUUAAGCGAUCAUUUGAGUCUGGGGGUUCGAUGCUACAGUGGAUGUUCGGUAUUGCCGAUGCUGACGAUGUACGGAAAUCCUGGUGGUAUAUAUUCUGUCUGAAAUGCCGUCAGAAGGAAGUGGGACCCGGAUGGGAACCGGGAUGCUGGCUGAAGAUUUGCCCACACCCGUACUGUCCUUCGUUCCGGCACGUGGCCCAGAUCCUGGCGUUACUCGUUACCGUCUCGUUUUUCUGGGGUGUGGUGCUGAUCGUAUUUGRUUCGGAUGCCAAACCAGGUGGGCAGUUGUUCAAUAUCGCCCUGCUAGUGGUGUUUGCGUAUAUGGGCGGAUGGGUUUUCCGUAUGCUCACCUUGCCUGCACUAGUUGGAAUGCUUCUGGUAGGAAUCGUCUACAAGAACGCCGGUUUCAUAGACAUAUCCCGCAACUACACGGAGCUCGUCUCCAUCUUGAGAAAAAUAGCGUUAGUUGUAAUAUUCACUAGAGCGGGAUUGGACCUGGACCCAGUAGCGUUGAAAAAACUGUACUGUAGAAUGUUAUUCCUUGCUCUCAUCCCGUGGUGUACCGAAGCAGUCGURAUCGCGGUGACUAUUAACUAUUUUUUGAAUAUACCGUGGUCGUUUGCUAUAUUUUGCGGAUCGAUUAUCGCUGCUGUGGCUCCGGCCGUAGUAGUCCCUUGCCUAUUUCGGCUGAGAACGAAGGGGUACGGUGUGGCCAAAGGGAUCCCGACGUUGAUCAUAGCUGUCGCUGGGAUGGAUGACGCUGCAUCAGUCAUAGCUUUUGGAAUUGGCAACAGCAUGCUUUUUGGUGCAAGUACGACAAAUUCAAUUACUACUGAUUUAUUGUUAAGACAAAGCUUAAUGCCAAUAGGAGUUGGGAUAUUGUAUGGUUUAGUUUUGGGUUUUAUUGUUAAGUACGUCCCAGAAAGAACUGAYCCUUACGUGGUACCACUGAGAAUUUUAAUGUUGUCUGGGGGUGGAUUAUUAGCUGUAUUGGGUUUUGAACAUAUAGAAUUAGAAGGCGCUGGUCCAUUAGCAGUGAUCAUUGCAUCGUUCACGUCARUUUAUUUUUGGACUAAACAAGGAUGGAAUAUCGAAAAAAACCCAGUGGCAACGGCUUUUGAAAUAUUUUGGAUGAUUUGCGAACCAAUACUGUUUGGAUUGACAGGCACACARAUUGUAUUCAAAGAACUUGACCUGGACAUCGUAACGAAAAUUGUUGUGUGUGUCGCCAUCGCUUCUGUGUCACGGAUUUUCAUAACAAUCAUAACAGCGUCUGGGAGUUCUCUGAAUUUUAAAGAAAAACUGUUUAUCGCAUUAUCGUGGAUGGCCAAAGCAUCUGUCCAAGCUGCCCUAGGUUCAGCCGUUGCUAAUUCAAAGCCAAAUAGUAAUAAUGAUAAUACAAAUAAUACUGUCACUAAGUACUCCAAGGACAUCGCAACAGUGUGCAUCAUCUCCAUUCUAUUGACCGCUCCGAUGGGUGCGAUCAUCGUUUCUCUGUCGGGUACCAAGCUUCUGACCAAGGCCAAGCCCAGCAACGAACAGUGGCGCCAUGGUCCUAGACCCUCAAUUCACGAUAUCACGCUGAACAGCGAGGAUGAGGAUUACGGUACCAGCGUGAGCAACGAUCAAGUGCAGGAUAGCGACGUGGCGAAUGUGGAUUAYAUGAUCGUGGACCAGAAAACGAACACGAAUUUGAAUUUUGACCUAAGUUUAUUAUAA
Diuraphis noxia (Russian wheat aphid) is the source of this 1971-nucleotide messenger RNA. Its product is annotated as sodium/hydrogen exchanger 9B1-like. Gene Ontology annotation, biological process: proton transmembrane transport. NCBI's taxonomy places the organism in Eukaryota, Metazoa, Arthropoda, Insecta, Hemiptera, Aphididae. Gene Ontology annotation, cellular component: membrane. Gene Ontology annotation, molecular function: antiporter activity. The record is from RefSeq and is a predicted model, not a curated record.